Molecule: messenger RNA, 753 nt
Organism: Sporothrix brasiliensis 5110
Lineage: Eukaryota; Fungi; Ascomycota; Sordariomycetes; Ophiostomatales; Ophiostomataceae
Exons: 1
Coding region: 1-753 (250 amino acids)
Source: RefSeq, a predicted model, not a curated record
AUGGCCACACCGGACGCAAUUACGGCGCCCAAGACGGCGCUCUCCGAGACCGACGUCCCGGAAGAGCAGCGCCUUGCCAACCUGCUCGAGGCCCAGAACAAGGCCGCCGCCCUCUUUGCCGACAUUGCACGCGACAUGAUCCGGCCCGGCAUCAGCGAAAAGCAGCUGACAGACGCCAUCUACCAGGUCGGCAGAGACAAGUACAAUGUGCGCACCCACUGGCACCGCCGGCUCGUGCGCAGCGGGCCCCACACGCUGGCCAUGUUCAGCGACACCACGGAGGACCGCGUGCUGGCGGCCGACGACAUCCUGUACGUGGACCUGGGUCCCGUGUUCGAGGCGUACGAGGCCGACUUUGGCCGCACCUUUGUGCUCGGCGACGACCCCCACAAGAUCGCCCUGCGGGACGCGCUGGCGCCGCUGUGGCACGCGAUCAAGGCCGAGUUCGACGCGCGGCCCGACAUCACGGGCGCGCAGCUGUACGACGUCGCGGUCCGCCUGACCAGAGAGGCCGGCGAGGCGAGCGGGCGCGGCUGGACGUACGGCAACGUCUUUUGCGGGCACCUCGUCGGCGACUUCCCGCACGAGCGCAUCCCCAACGACAAGAUCACGCUGUACAUGGCCCCGGGCAACCACGCGCCGCUGCGCGGGCGCAAUGCCAAGGGCCAGCAGCGCCACUGGAUUCUGGAGAUUUACCUGCGGGACGACACGCGCGGGUACGCCGGGUUUUUUGAGCAGAUUCUGACGGUGUAA